UUUUUGUUGACCAAUUAGUUCAGUCUUUUAGGUUCGAUGUUUCCACUGCCGCGAAUAAUCUACGCCAUGGCUUCGGAUGGAUUGGUCUUCAAAUGGAUGGGCAACAUAAGCUCACGAUUUCAGACUCCGAUCAUGGGCACUCUUUCUGCUGGGUUGCUUACAGGCAUUUUAGCCACGCUACUUGAACUUAAACCACUGGUCAACAUGAUGAGUAUUUGCGCAUUGCUUACAUACUCGAUUGUUGCGUCUUGUGUACUUAUUCUGCGAUAUGAAGAAAGCGAAGCGUACGAGAAGAAAGGCGAUCAUAAUCCACGGACUUUUACAUUCAUCGUAAAACAACUGAUAGGCGCGAACAAAUUAAAACAUUCUACAAAACUUACGGGGCAAAUAGUUACCGCCCUCGUAUGUUGCUACAUCAUUUUUUGUAUCUGUAUGGCUAUUUUACUAUCACUCUAUAUGAAAGAGCUUUUUGAGGGGAAAGUAACUAUCUUAGUGCCAGUUGUGAUUUUAUUUGUUGUACUUCUGAUUAUUCUCUGUUUUAUUUAUUUCCAACCAACUUCCGGCACGAAACUUGCAUUCUCGGUAUGAUAUAUGUUUUUAUUGUUUAUAAUAUUUCUGUUGAUACUGUCUCAUCAACUCAUAAUUCGCAACGCUUAUUAUUAAUUUUAAAUGUUCUUUAUAAGCGAAUGCUAAUUUAUAAUUAA
Pogonomyrmex barbatus (red harvester ant) is the source of this 704-nucleotide messenger RNA. RefSeq names its product high affinity cationic amino acid transporter 1-like. Gene Ontology annotation, biological process: L-ornithine transmembrane transport; L-arginine import across plasma membrane. Lineage: Eukaryota; Metazoa; Arthropoda; Insecta; Hymenoptera; Formicidae. The record is from RefSeq and is a predicted model, not a curated record. Gene Ontology annotation, cellular component: plasma membrane. Gene Ontology annotation, molecular function: L-lysine transmembrane transporter activity; L-arginine transmembrane transporter activity; L-ornithine transmembrane transporter activity.